Triticum turgidum subsp. durum (durum wheat) is the source of this 624-nucleotide messenger RNA. The record is from the annotation of a GenBank genome assembly. NCBI's taxonomy places the organism in Eukaryota, Viridiplantae, Streptophyta, Magnoliopsida, Poales, Poaceae.
AUGGCGACCUUCCAGCCCAAGGGUAACCAACCAAUCAGCCGAGUUCGUCUUGCUUCCUGUGAUUCGCGAAACGUGAAGGAGAUGCGCAAGCUGGCGGAGAAGUUCGACGCUCUGGAGCUGAAGGUGAAGGAGGUGGCCGCGCCGUUCACCAUGAAGAAGCACUCAUCCAACAGGAACGAGCUGCUUGGACCGAGCGACGACAGGUGCACGGUGGUGGACAUAAAGAGCACGGCCAACAUGGAGAAUCAAGAGAUUGUCCAGCUGCAGAGGAACAUCAUGAAAGAGCAAGAUGAGUGUCUAGACAGGCUGGAGGAGACCAUAGUCAGCACCAAGCACAUCGCGCUGGCGAUCAACGAGGAGCUGGACCUGCACGUCAGGCUAAUUGAUGAUCUGGACGAGAGGGUGGAGGACACGAGCAACCAGCUGCAGCGCGCGCAGAAGAAGCUCAAAUCACUCAACACACGGAUGCGGAAAAGCGGGUCAUGCACGGGCAUCCUCGUGUCGAUCAUCGCAGACAUACGUGACCUCCUCCCCACUAACCCUAUCCCUGAAUUUCACUGUGGGCGUGUUGUGCUACUCGCCAAUGCGCCGUUCGUGCGUGCGCUGCGCGGCGGGUUCACGUAG